AUGGCAGGCGGCGACAUGCUUCCACUCCCGCCGCAUUUCCACCCGCUUCAGGAGCUCUGGCCGUCGCUCUUCACCCCCUCCGCGCUCUCGCUGCCAUCGCAGCAGCUCGCCGAGUCCCUUUUCGACGUCGCAGGCUUCGCCGUCUUCGCGACGCUCUACGCGUUCGCGAUCUCGUUCGUCUUCCCAUGCCCCCCGCAUCAGCCACUCCUGCUAGGAAAAAUGUCUCUGCAAAUGAGAAGGAGUGAUGGGAGUGCUGUGGCCGCUCGCCCUAAUAGCAUCCGGUUACCACCUCCGCAGCGCCUCAGGAACAGUCUUUUACUGUCUCCCAUUGCUCCCAGAUACAUUAAUUUCGCAGGAGUGAUGGGAGUGCUGUGGCCGCUCGCCCUAAUAGCGUCCGGUUACUACCUGCGAAAGAGCAUCCCUGAAUUCACGUGGGCUCUCUCACUCGUCCUCCCUGACAUGCUGCUGCUCGUCAUCCAGAACAUUCAAGUUCUUCCUCCGCUAGGCCAUCCCCGAAUUCACCUGGGCUCUCUCCCUCGUCCUCUCUGGUAUGCUGCUGCUCGUCAUCCAGAGCUCUUGUUCCCCCACUCUACAACGCCCAGCGCACGUUCUCUCUCUCUACAAGUGGCUCACGCACUCUGCUGCUGCCUUCACUCACUUUCUCUCUUCUCCCUUACCCCCUUCUCCUUCCCAUAUCCAACCCCAACAUAUUCCGCCUGCAGAGCUCUCGUCCCUCCCCUCUACAACGCCCGGCGCAUGUUCUCUCUCUACAAGUGGCUCACUCAUUCCGCUGCUGCUGUGCUCCCUCUCAUCCUUUCAAGCACUGCAAGGGCGGGCAGUGGCAGCGUGUGGCGCCUGGUGUGGCUGGGAGCGCUGGUAGCAUGUGCAGGUGCGUUGGCUGUGCUGCGAUGGGUGUUCACUUGUGUGUUUAUGGUACUGGGAGCAAGCACUGAAAGGGUAGGCAAGUGCAGCGUGUGGCACCUGGUGUGGCUGGGAGCGCUGGUAGCGUGUGCAGGUGCGUUGCCUGUGCUCCGAUGGGUGUUCACUUGUGUGUUUAUGGAACUGGGAGCAAGCACUGCUGAGGGCGGGCAGUGGCAGUGUGUGGCGCCUGGUGUGGCUGGGGACGCUGGUAGCGUGUGCAGCUGUGAACUACCUGCUGUGGGCUACAACAUCUUCUGCUUCCUGCUGCCCACCGUUGUGCCUCACAGACACCUAUCCACUUGCUCCUGUCCCCUCUCCCCCUCACCUCCUCUCCUCCAACUCCCAGCUGUGAAUUACCUGCUGUGGGCGUACAACAUCUUCUGCUUCCUGCUGCCCACCGUCGUGCCUCGCAUCUUCGAGCAGGACAUUACAUCGCGCGCAGCGGCUAGUGGCACAGAUAGAGUGGAAGCAGUGGGUGGUAGCAGCGGUGGUAAAGGAAAGAAAGGACCAACUCAACCCACCAUCCCCCUUCCCCUUUCCAGGGGACAGGAUCACAUACUCCCCCUCCCUAGUGCCCCGCAGCUUCUCCGCCAAAGCUUCAUCCACGUUAAAAGCAGCCUUCAGUACAGCGGUAGGCAGUGCACUGUAGACUGA
Molecule: messenger RNA, 1575 nt
Organism: Closterium sp. NIES-65
Lineage: Eukaryota; Viridiplantae; Streptophyta; Zygnematophyceae; Desmidiales; Closteriaceae
Source: the annotation of a GenBank genome assembly